Messenger RNA from Peromyscus leucopus (white-footed mouse), 1399 nucleotides. RefSeq names its product mineralocorticoid receptor-like. The transcript has 3 exons. Lineage: Eukaryota; Metazoa; Chordata; Mammalia; Rodentia; Cricetidae. The coding region runs from base 821 to 1117 and encodes 98 amino acids. The record is from RefSeq and is a predicted model, not a curated record.
GUACCUUAUGAUGAGAUUGCUUUCUUAAUGGGUAGAGUUUUUCUUCAUAACACUGAGAAUUCUUUCAAGUAUGUGUUCUGAAGUCACAGUAUUUGCCCUUUAUGCAUAUUUUUGAAAAACAUUGCUCAGAUUAUGUCUUACCAGGCUUACAAGGAUAAGGGGUUAAUCCCUAUGUUUCAGACAAAUGUGAACACAGUAGCUCCUUUAACAUUGGUGAAGACUGGAAUGUACCUCAGAGGGUCUCCCUGACUUCCACCAUGGGGCUCCAGAUCUCCAGAAUUCAUUCAGUCACUCAUUUCUACCUUAGAGCUAAGUUGCACUUGAGCACCAGGUCACCUGCCACCAGGACCUCAGGCUGUUUGGAAAACAAUAUUGAAUGUUCUUAUGAGUAUUGAAUUGCAGCCUCUCUCCAUAUCACAUUCCAGGGUGCUCAGAGGAAAUGCUCCUGGUGUCUGCUCCAAAUCUUUGGUCCUUUAAAGUCUUUGUGUCUUAUCACCCUUAGUGAAAAGAGAAAACGAGGUGGUCAACGCAAUUCAGAAAAUGUCCCUAAGUUUUCAAAGCACGACUGGGUUGGAGGAGAAGACAAAAAUGAAAUAAAGCUGUUUGACCUAACGCAGAGCACUUGGCUCGAAAGUCAAAGAAGCUGGGGAAGUUAAAAGGCCUUCACGAGGAGCAGCCGCAACAGCAUCCCCCGCCACCACCGCCACAGAGCCCGGAAGAGGGGACCACAUACAUCGCUCCUAGCAAGGAGCCAUCCGUGAACUCCGCUCUGGUCCCGCAGCUCUCCUCCAUCACGCGUGCUCUCACGCCAUCCCCGGCCAUGAUCCUGGAGAACAUUGAGCCGGAGACCGUGUACGCCGGCUACGACAACUCCAAGCCUGACACUGCAGAGAACCUGCUCUCCACGCUCAACCGCCUGGCGGGCAAACAGAUGAUCCAGGUCGUGAAGUGGGCCAAGAUACUUCCAGGAUUUAAAAACUUGCCUCUUGAGGACCAAAUUACCCUCAUCCAGUAUUCUUGGAUGUGUCUAUCAUCGUUUGCCUUGAGUUGGAGAUCGUACAAACAUACGAACAGCCAGUUUCUCUAUUUUGCACCAGACCUAGUCUUUAAUGAGUAAGUACCUAUUAAUUAGCCCUCAUGAAACAAACUGCAGAAUUAUUUGUUAUGCUGUUGUUUAAAAUAAUCUCUAAGCCAGAUGUACAAGUGUGAAAGAAUCUACUAAAACAAGCAUUUUCAAAGGUUUAAAAAAACAUUGAAUUUUGAAAAACUUAAAAAUCACCCUUUACAAUGGUAUAACAUACACAUGUCUAAGUCUAAGUAUCAAUAAAUCAGUAUAUGUAACUGUUACAUCAUGUAUGUGGGAAUCAUCCCAAAAGAACGAGGAUCCAGUUGGCUCCGA